AUGCCACCUAAAGCAACUCCACGCAGAGCGCCGUCGCCGUUUUGCACGGUCGCCAACCUUGUUGCAGCUCAGCAGCAGCCAUCGCAGGCCCCAUCGCCUGCCCCCACCACAAGCGCUCCCUCUGUUAGGGAUUGCUACGCCACCGGCCCCAUCCCCGACAUGCCUUGGGGUAGGAGCACCCACUCUGAUCGCUCCCAAUCAGGCUCAGCAGCGAGCUCUUGCACGCGCACCCCUGGAGUAGCAACCAGGGAGCAAACCCCCUUCCCCGCCGGACAGAGUGCCCCUCCUCAGUCCAACAACAAAGAAGAUACUACCCCCGUACCCCUCGCCCUUAGCUACAAUAUGGGCAAAGAGGACAGCGAUGCAUGGAGGGUCAGGGACGCACUCGACACUAUCAACCGGUGGAUGGGCCAACGGGGUAGUGGCAAGACACUUUCUUCCGAGAUCAAGAGAGAGAUCUCAUCCUCCCUCGUCGAGAUGACGAGGACUGCUUACACUGGCCUCUUUGGCCACCACUCAGACGCAGACACCGUGCCAGCUCUUGACAGGGUAGCUGCAUUGUUCACUGGAUUGGAUGACACGAUCAGGGCCGCGCAAACAGCCCAAGCGCCGCUUGGUGCCAUUCCAGCAACCUCCCCCGGUCGGCCCCCCCUGAUCCCUCUUCACUCCAAGCCUCGCCGCACCUUUGCCAGUGUUGCAAGGCAGGCAGCCAUCUCUGUACUGCAACAGCCCACCGCUACGUGUUCCCCCCCAGCCCGCCCUAGAAAGAGCGCACCUGCUUUCACUGCUCACGGCCCGUCUCGCCGUUAG
Psilocybe cubensis is the source of this 810-nucleotide messenger RNA. RefSeq lists its product as uncharacterized. The coding region runs from base 1 to 810 and encodes 269 amino acids. Lineage: Eukaryota; Fungi; Basidiomycota; Agaricomycetes; Agaricales; Agrocybaceae. The transcript has 2 exons. The record is from RefSeq and is a predicted model, not a curated record.